This is a messenger RNA of Eruca vesicaria subsp. sativa (arugula), 2209 nucleotides long. The record is from the annotation of a GenBank genome assembly. Lineage: Eukaryota; Viridiplantae; Streptophyta; Magnoliopsida; Brassicales; Brassicaceae.
GAUAAAUGCUAUGUCUGGUUGAUCAAAAAAAAUAAUAAUCUGAACGUGGUCUUAGUUAAUUUAAAAUUAAAGAGAAAAUAACAAGUGUCCAGGUACAUUAGCGAAAGACACUUUGAACUGAAUCAGAUUGGUCUUUAAAAAGCCUAUACUCACUUCUCCUUCUUCCACUUCAAAACUGAAUCAGAUUGGUCUUUUUCUCUCCCUACGGUUCUCCACAAGACAAAAGCUUAAAACAAAGCAAAUCCACAUCCUUCAAUGGCUUCCAUGUCCACCGUCUCCCCCAAAACAACUCCAUUCCUCUCUCACCCCCUCACCAAAUCCCAUUCCCUAACCGCAACAACCACCGUUUCAUUCCCCUCCAACUCAAGAUCCCGCACCGGAAAAACCACUCUCAGCGUACGAUCUGCACUGAUCGAGCCAGACGGCGGGAAGCUGGUGGAGCUCGUGGUCCCUGAGCCGCGACGAAGGGAGAAGAAGCACGAGGCGGCGGAGUUACCGAGAGUGAAGCUGACGGCGAUCGAUCUACAGUGGAUGCACGUGUUGAGCGAAGGCUGGGCGAGUCCUCUCCGUGGGUUUAUGAGGGAAUCUGAGUUCCUUCAAACUCUUCAUUUCAACUCGCUUCGUCUUGACGACGGAUCCGUCGUUAAUAUGUCUGUACCUAUCGUUCUUGAUAUCGAUGAUGAACAGAAAGCUCUAAUCGGAGGAUCUACACGUGUCGCGCUCGUUGAUUCUGAUGAUAAUCCAAUCGCUAUCCUCAGCGACAUUGAGAUAUACAAACAUCCGAAAGAGGAAAGAAUAGCUAGAACAUGGGGCACGACCGCACCAGGCUUGCCUUAUGCGGAAGAGGCGAUAACCAAUGCUGGAAACUGGCUCAUUGGUGGUGACCUGGAGGUUCUUGAACCUGUCAAGUACAACGACGGGCUUGACCGUUUCAGGCUUUCGCCAUUCGAACUCCGAAAAGAGCUGGAGAAGCGUGGCGCAGACGCUGUCUUUGCGUUCCAGCUCAGGAACCCCGUUCACAACGGACACGCCCUUCUCAUGACCGACACUCGCCGGAGACUACUUGAGAUGGGUUACAAAAACCCGAUCCUUUUGCUUCAUCCACUUGGUGGGUUCACAAAAGCGGAUGAUGUUCCUCUAAGCUGGCGAAUGAAGCAGCACGAGAAGGUGCUAGAGGACGGUGUUCUUGAUCCGGAGACGACUGUGGUUUCCAUAUUCCCAUCUCCAAUGCUUUACGCUGGUCCAACGGAAGUGCAGUGGCACGCAAAGGCUAGGAUCAAUGCUGGUGCUAACUUCUACAUUGUGGGUAGAGAUCCAGCUGGAAUGGGUCACCCUGUGGAGAAACGCGAUCUCUAUGAUGCUGAUCAUGGGAAGAAAGUACUAAGCAUGGCUCCUGGACUUGAACGACUCAACAUUCUUCCUUUCAGGGUUGCUGCGUAUGAUAAGACACAAGGCAAGAUGGCCUUCUUUGAUCCAUCGAGGGCUCAAGACUUCUUGUUCAUCUCUGGCACUAAGAUGCGAGGACUGGCAAAGAACAAAGAAAGCCCACCAGAUGGAUUCAUGUGCCCUGGAGGCUGGAAAGUUCUUGUUGAUUACUAUGACAGUUUGAGUCUAACCGGAAAUGCCAGGCUCCCGGAAAAGGUUCCGGUUUAAGACAGAUUAAUCUCAUUUCUUUGUUUUGUUUUACUUCGUGUUGUAGAUUAAUAACGUGGUAGUUUCUUAAAGAUCAACAUUAUGAUCAUAUUUAUCCUAUUGCAAGGUUUUGGAAAAAAGCUUAUAUGAACAUGUUGAAAUUUUGAAUUAUACAAUUUAGCUUUUUUUUUUUAUAAUUGAAAUGCAUUUUUGACAAUUUUAGAUCCAUUUGCGUGGAUAAUACUCCAGCCAGAAUGAUAAAUUUAAUAAUCUUGAUCAAAUCUUAUCCAUGGGAGAAUCUUCAAAAGUGAUUAGGCUAUCUAGGAAGUAAUUCCAAGGAUCAGAACACAUGUUGAUAACAUAAAGUUGGUUCAAAACUACUAUUCCAGCAUCAGAGAAUGCAGUCACAAUGCAUGACAAGCAGAAACGGACUUGUUAAACCAUUGGAAGCCCGCCUCAGUUACCAAAGCAAGCUCAUCGAAAAGGUUGUCAUUUUUGUGGAAAAUGAAAAUCAGAGUUUCAGAUUAUUACAGUCGUAGAAAUCAACUGAAAAGAGACUCGAGAUUAAAUCUCUGUC